Messenger RNA from Peronospora matthiolae, 693 nucleotides. The record is from the annotation of a GenBank genome assembly. Lineage: Eukaryota; Oomycota; Peronosporomycetes; Peronosporales; Peronosporaceae.
AUGAACACUGACAACAUCAACGACAACUUCACCCUGGCUCAGGAGCACGACGACCACGAAAGGGCCGCUCCUGCACCUGCUGAAGACGUCGCAACAGCUGCUCGCGAAAGGAGCAGCAAAGAUGUCAACAAACGGAUUCUCAACGCGCUUCUCGGUCUGGAAGAGCGUGUGAUGCGCAUGGAGGCUUCGCAGAUCAAGACUGAAGAAGACGAGCGCAUGCGCGGCGCGAUUGAGAGCGGGAUGUUCAGCUCCGCGCUCGGGCGUGACUUUGGGCGAGAAACGAUGACGCGAGACGCUCUCGGAUUUGCGCCGGCAGUGCGCAAUGCCUCGUCGCCACAUGGCCCGUACCACGGUUCGCGCGGUGCGCCGCUUAUGCCGCAGUACACGCAUCCGCUCGGGCAGCCACAAGCUCCUCAAGUGGGAACAGCAGCAGCGCCGCCUCCAGCUGCUGCUUACGUGCCUGUGGGGAAGUACCGUGUGCCCGAUGCUCGACAGCGCAAGCUCGCCAUCCGGAAGUUUGAUGGCAGCGAGCUCUACCAAGGUCUAGGCUUAAACUUCUUCGAUUGGGGUAAGUCGUUUUGGCGACAAGUCGACAUGGCUCAAGCAGCGUGCGGCUUCCUAUGGACCGAAGAUAAUAAGACUGACGUCCUCGGGCAGUAUCUCUCGGGUACUGCAGAACGUUAUUUUAACUAG